UCUCUGUGGGGAGCUAACGUGCAUGGGUCCUGGGUCCAAAUGCCAGGUAGCAGCAGCUUCAACUUUAUAUUUCGGAUACACUGCAAAACAACUGUCAACUGCCCUGAAACUCCUGCGAUCCGGGUACAUCAUCACUGAAUCGUUAUCGCGCACGCCAGCCCUCUAGCCACCUACCGGCAAGAUGAACACAACCUUCAAUAGCGCCCUCAAACAAUCCACCUCCCUCCGAAAAGAUCUCUCCUCCCUCUCUUCCCCCGACGCCGACAUUACCCCCGCCAUCCUCGGCUCCGUCAGCGCCAGCCUCGCGGCCCUCUCCCGAACGAUAGACGAGUACAAUACACUCGCCAAGCAGGAGCUCAACAAGGCCAAGCAAGAGAAGGCCUUUGAGCGCAUCAAGGACUUCAAGCAGGAAAUCUCGUCGUACCGUGCCCUGCUCGACCGACUUAAUAAGGACAGAGAAGAGCGGGAGUAUGUGAACAACAGGGGGGAGCUGCUGGGGAGGAGGCCCUUUGCCGCGCAAACCCCCGAGAACCCAUAUACUGGCGCUACAGUGUCAGGUGUACAGACUACUUCGGGAUAUGGGCAUGCGAGGACGAACAGCACGGUCGAGUCUGGCGGUGGGAUGGGGAUAGGGAGCGGUGAUGUUAUGCGGGAGUCGCAUGCGCUGAGGGAGCAGGCGUUUUUCCAGCACACGAACUCGGCGUUAGAUGAUUACAUUGCUAGGGGCCAGGCUGUAUUGGGCGAUCUGGGGCAACAGAGGGAGAUACUCAAAAACACGCAGCGGAAGCUGUAUAGUGUUGGAAAUACGCUCGGGAUAUCGGGGGAUACUAUUAGGAUGGUAGAACGGAGGGCGAAGCAGGAUAAGUGGAUUUUCUGGGGAGGUGUCAUGGGCUUUUUUAUGUUUUGCUGGUUAGUGUUGCAUUACCUGCGGUAGUGUCCCGACCAGGGAGAGUGGGAAAUAGUCAUGAAGUGUGGAGUUUUGGCAUGGUUUUACGGCAAACUGGUACCAAGGUAUAUAUGACCGAAGUUUUUGUUUUGUG
Messenger RNA from Podospora pseudopauciseta, 1040 nucleotides. RefSeq names its product Protein transport protein bos1 (gene BOS1). Gene Ontology annotation, cellular component: late endosome membrane; endoplasmic reticulum membrane; Golgi apparatus. Lineage: Eukaryota; Fungi; Ascomycota; Sordariomycetes; Sordariales; Podosporaceae. The record is from RefSeq and is a predicted model, not a curated record. Gene Ontology annotation, biological process: vesicle fusion; endoplasmic reticulum to Golgi vesicle-mediated transport. Gene Ontology annotation, molecular function: SNAP receptor activity; SNARE binding. The transcript has 2 exons. The coding region runs from base 182 to 934 and encodes 250 amino acids.